Molecule: messenger RNA, 2210 nt
Organism: Phytomonas sp. EM1
Lineage: Eukaryota; Euglenozoa; Kinetoplastea; Trypanosomatida; Trypanosomatidae
Source: the annotation of a GenBank genome assembly
CCUAGAAGAUGUGCAAGGAAAAGGUGAUUAUAACUUUGUCUGAGCGUAAGUCAUUCCACAUAGUUCAGACCUAAUCGAGGGACAAUGUGCAGCUCUUAAUCAAAAGUAUUUAGGCGGAGCAUUUGCUAGAGGCUUAAUCCAGCUUGCAGACGCCUACUUUUGAAAUUCCUAGCUUAGAUAUUCUUUUCGAAUUUAGUGUAAGACGCAAAAGGGUGCACUUUAUUCGCUACUUCUAUGAAGGGAUAUUCAUCUCAUCACCAGGGUAUGGAAACCGAUUCAAAAAGACAAAAUGCUCCUUCAUAAUAUGGGAGUUCGUGUUGCUGUGCUAUUCAUUUUCCGGUGGAUUGUGAGUUUGUAAGUUUACCACGGAGCCGUCGUUGUGACAACUGCACGUAGGGGGGGUAUCCACGAUGAAGGCAGAUCUGUGAUGGCCCAAAUCUCAACCCUCGUUGGGUGAGUAUAUCAGUACCUAUGCUUGCAGACAUGCAAAUCUACGCCCUCUCUGUGUACUGCUUUGGUUCAGUCGGUUAUAAUUUGGUUGUGAUAUUUUGUUGAGGUGCCUACGUGAUCGGAUUUGCUUGGCAAAAAAAGACUACUCAUUCGACAUUAGUAAUGGUUCAACUACACUAUUUCUUUUCUUCUUGGCCGAACAGGAAGCUGAAGUGAUUCAUCAGGCCAUAUUACGUCAAAUAUUUAUAUGUAAAUAUUUGUGCAAAUACGCUUUUCCAGAUUAUGUCGUAUUAGCAUUAAAGGAUUAUGCACAUUGGUGACGAGAAACCCUCAUCUAGAGCGCAAGACUGAAACUUGCCAUGUCAACCAUUGUAAAUGUAUUACCGAUCUUCUUUGUGGGGGAAUAAGCUGGCUGCAUGUUACCACUUUCUUUAGUGCAUUGGAACCCCAAACAUCUAUAUUAAUUGAAGAAUCACCCUUUGGUUUCAUCCCUCCACGAACACGAGUUAUCGGAACAGUUGUGCUGCAAAGUUCUAAUACAUAAAAGUUUCACACAAGUUUAUGUUUUUUUAUCAGUUGUAAAUAGCUCUUUUUAUUAUCAAUUCUUUCACAUACAAGGUGUGUGCUUGUAUUCAUUACAGCUUUUAUAGGUGCUGAAAACAGAAACAAAGAUCUAAAACUAUAUAUUUACCCAUGUCUGAGGCCCUCCUGACACAGUGGAAGGAUCGCGUUCUGGAAGCAGAGACUGAAGUGGGCCUGAUUCAAGAUGACAUCAAUGCGGUUCUCGAAGAGCGAAAAAAACUGAAGCAAGCCUCACGUAAGCACUUGGAAAUCAUAGAAAAGGAGAAAAAGGAUCUUCUCAAACGGCUUGAAUCAGUUGAGGCAGAAGCUAAAGAGCUCAGCGCUGUUUGUGAACGGACGCUUAGUGAAAAAGAUAAGGUUGAGGCGGCCUACAUUAAGACCCUUGAUGAAUACGAAAGCAUGCACUACCUAGUGCGUGAGAUCAAGGACAAGGAAGAGCUUCUCGCCUCGCGUGAAGACUUGGAAACACGGCUCCAGCGGGAGUCCCUCGCUUGGGCUGAGGAGGAGCAUGCUAUGCGUACCAAGCUAAGCAACCUACAAUUGCAGCUCAAACAGCAGCGUAAACAACAGCAGGCUGAGCAGAGCGAGCUUGAGGAAAAGCUAGUGGCCUUAGAGAAGCAACGGGAGCAGGAGCGGACUGAGCGCAGCAGUGGGAAUGCCAGACCAGCACCAAGUGCUGUGAAACCCACCCUUGGUGCUGGCACGGAUGACAACAGUUCCCCCUCAGUUUCAACCCAUAAAAUAUCCUCGGUAGCACGUCCGCCGCAGCUCAAGUCUUGUCUCAAAGGGAAGGGUGUUACGACACCAACUCCAGAAGGGGACAUAGCAAGCAUUCGGUCGAACACAUACCGCCCCAAUGCUUAUCACGCGGUAGCCUCGGCUCCUGUAUCCAGAGCUGCGUCGCAGUCUCUCGUGUAUCAAGCGCAUAACAUUGGAGCUGAUCUGUCAGGCGCAGCGGGUCAGAAACAGCAGACGUCUCUAGAUCAAAUUCGAGCGUAUUCCUAUUGCUUUGGAAAAGAGAAUUCUCGUGGCCGUAGCAUGCUUCAAGAAACAACAAACAAUUGAGAAUAAAGACUGUUGUUUUUGUCUUGCCUGCAGAUCUCCCUCCAGUGCUAGAAUAAAUUUAGAUUCAACUUGAAAUGACAUCCCCCUGUUGUCAUCGUGAAUAUAGAGAAACA